Molecule: messenger RNA, 1195 nt
Organism: Ciona intestinalis (vase tunicate)
Lineage: Eukaryota; Metazoa; Chordata; Ascidiacea; Phlebobranchia; Cionidae
Source: RefSeq, a predicted model, not a curated record
AUUGCACUGGAUUCCGUAUAUAAACCACCAUGUAUAACAUAUAUAUGUAUAUUUAAACCAGAGUCCGUAUAUAAACUUAUUAAAAAAAACAAAGUCAGUAUAUAAAGGGUUAACUGUGGUACGCUGAUGCUUGUAAGUCAGGAAGUGGCGUAUCAUUAAAGCAUUCGAAUCAUUAGCGAUAUAUAUCCUGUUUCACUAAAACUACAUCAGCGUAUUUUCAUCGAUACCAAAGUGCUUAUGGUUGAAACGGACGCUUUAAUUGGAUUCGAAUGCAAGAGAUGUUUUUGUUUAACUAGCGAUAACUUGCCCAUAUAUUUAUAUGGUUUAUUUAUUUAGAAAAUAAGCGAUCAAACAACUCAAUAUUAUCAAGUUAUUUAUAUUAUGGAGGAAUUCUGGGCAACACACGCUGUUGGCGCCACCGCCUGUGAGAUGAUGCUGGAUUCAAAUGAAAACGUCAGUGAACCUGAGGUAAAAGAAAUCUUGCAAGUUUUGCCAAACUACGAAGAUAAAGAAGUUUUAGAGCUUGGGGCUGGCAUAGGGCGAUUUACAUCUCAUUUGUGCGACAAAGCCAAGAAUGUUGUCGCUGUCGAUUUCAUGCAGAAGUUUCUCGAUCGAAACAGGGAGGAUAAUUGUCACAGGAACAACCUGCAGUUGAAAUGUGACAAUGUCAUGAACCUUGAGUUCUCUGACCUCAGCUUUGACCUGGUGUUUUCCAAUUGGUUGUUCAUGUAUUUGUACGACGACGACGCUAAAACUCUUUUAUCCCGUAUUUUGAAAUGGUUACGUCCGGGAGGGAAAAUGUUUUUUAGGGAAUCUUGUUUCACCAAAGUUGGAAACAAGAAAUUGGAAUACAAUCCAUCGGUUUACCGAUCCACAUCUGACUACAACGAUAUGAUUACUUCAACAACGAUCAAGGAGGGUUCAUGCGGUUUCAAUGUACUCACAUACAAACCACUUCAAACCUACAUUAAAGUAAAUCUAUUUAGUUUAAAUAUUAAGUUAAGUAACGUUUUUAACAUGUUUGAACACUCUUCCAUGCCCUUCUGUGGGGUAGGGUUGUAUGAUUCUGUGAUGUCCCAUCUCACCCCACCCCUUAUAUUUCUACAUUCACAGUAUAAAGGAAACGAACAUCAGAUGUAUUGGGUCAUGGAACGUGGGCCAAAACUAGAAGAGUAAAGAAAGUUGUAGUUUGUGG